UGAAAGAUCAAUUUGCUGUGUAUAAUUUUACGCUCGUUACCUAUCAAGACUAAAGUCAACAAGCAAGAUUGAAAUUGCGCUAUUCAUAACAAUACUCGAAUUUACUAUAAUUUGAAUGCGAACAACUAGAGCGUACAAAGAGUCAACCAGAAACGCUCGUUGUUAUUUCUUUCUCGAUAUUUAUAUAUUCGUCGAACACAAUCGAGUCUUCAUAUUUUCGAAAUGUGAAACAGAUUUUAACAAUAUCACGAACAUUAGCGAUUGUUUUUUUUUUGCGCUUUAUAACGAUAUAGUAUCAUUCUUAAUUUAUUGAGGAUCUUGUCCCAUGUAUAGUAACACGCAUAAUAUAAAAAGUAACAAAAGUUUAAAUAGCCACCUGAUAAAAUGUUGAAGAUUACAUUGCUUCUUAGUGCGUUCGAUAUUAUUCGAUGUGAGAUGCAGACAACAAGAUUAGAAAGGACUGUAACCGAAGCACCGUCUUGUAGUAAUCCGCCCCAGUGUUAUUUACCGGAUACGUACAAGACCGAGCUGAAGAGCAUAUCGUUUCUACCUUAUCUGAAUUCUCCGAAAAUACGCAAACAACAAUCUAUUCAACGCAGUUAUUAUGGUGGGUUCAGCUCAUCCGCACCGGCUUACUACCACGCUUUCGAUCCCAUCAGCGUAUUAGCGUCAUUGGCGUUCUUGGCAUUUUUAUUGCAAUCAUUUGCCACGCUUUUUGAACGUUCGAGAUCGAUCUUACCGACGAUAAUUAGUGGCAGACAGUCGACCAUUGACUUGAGAGUUCCAGAGAUUCCAAAACAUGUGUCACAUGCCUUGCAGGAAUAUGAAAAUCUCAAUGAUGAUUUCAAGAAGAAGUAAUUGAUAGUAACUUUUUGUAUAAAGU
Molecule: messenger RNA, 883 nt
Organism: Atta colombica
Lineage: Eukaryota; Metazoa; Arthropoda; Insecta; Hymenoptera; Formicidae
Exons: 3
Coding region: 385-858 (157 amino acids)
Source: RefSeq, a predicted model, not a curated record